Messenger RNA from Grus americana (Whooping crane), 3736 nucleotides. It is a transcript of the gene MPL, whose product is annotated as MPL proto-oncogene, thrombopoietin receptor. Gene Ontology annotation, biological process: hemopoiesis; immunoglobulin mediated immune response; positive regulation of cell population proliferation. The record is from RefSeq and is a predicted model, not a curated record. Lineage: Eukaryota; Metazoa; Chordata; Aves; Gruiformes; Gruidae. The transcript is spliced from 11 exons. The coding region runs from base 2010 to 3692 and encodes 560 amino acids. Gene Ontology annotation, molecular function: protein binding; cytokine receptor activity. Gene Ontology annotation, cellular component: external side of plasma membrane.
GAACGGCACUUGAGGCAGUGUCAUCAGCCCUGCUCAAACCAAGAGCUUUCUGCUUUUUGCUGCCUGACAGCAAAGCCCAGUAGCCAGAUGGAGAAGGAAGUGGGACUGGUUUGACAAAAUUUGACUGUGACAAAUUGGUGUUGGCUUUUCCUGUCUCCCCUCAGUGCCCCCCCGCAUAAGCCCCCCACCCCCGGUGCUGUCCUCAUCUGCUGCAGGAUGAGGAGACACCAACCUGCCCUUGGCAUGGUGGGGACGUGUGUGCGAGUGGCUCCCCGCACCCUGGCUGGUGCUCCCCAGGCUGUGCCACGGUGCUGCACCCUGGUAGGGUGGGACACCCAUCCUGCCGCCCACGCAGAGUGGUGGUGGUGGAUUGGCACGAGGCUGAACAUGCCUAUGGGACCCCACCACAGUGGCCCUGCUCCUGCACCACUAGCAUCUGUGCGGACCCUGCUGGUGCCCCCACAGCUGCAGCCCUCCUGCCAGCACAGCCACAGGGAUGGUGCCGCUGGGCCGUGCGGAGCAGCCCCAGCGCACACCAGUGCCAGGUGGCACAGGGUGGGAUGGAGCCGGAGCAGCCGCCCCAUGCCCCAUGCUCCCAUGUGCCUGCAGCCCCCAACAGCCUGCCCUGCCUGCCCUGCCUGCCCUGCCUUGCCCCAUGUCGGGGCCUCCCUGAUUUCUCAGGGGUUGUUUUUCUUCCUACUCCAGCCUCCCAGCCUGCUGGUAGCCACAAGGGCAGGACGUGCCGCCUAUCUGAUAGGAGCAGUCUCUCUUGGCACUGCGGCUGGUGGCAGAGGGGCCGCAACACGGUGGUUUUGGGCACGGGGAAGUGCUGGUGAUGGGGUGGGGGGAGCCUCCAGCCAGGCUUCCUGAGCUGCAGAGCCGCCACUUCCCAGAUAAAGAUAUCGCCCGGAGGAGCUGCAGCAACUCCCAGGGUGCUGGGAAGGGCCGAGCACGGUACAUACGGCCCUGGCACACGGGGCGCAGGAUGGCAGCCUGCCUGUGCCAGGGCUGGCUGCUCUCGCUGCUCCCUGCCGUCCUGCUCAGCCUCCGCAGCUCACUGUCAGCCCCCGAGCCAGUGACAUCCCAAGGUAGGUCCUUUUCUCCCCUAAAGGAUGUCCAGAGAGGAGCUGGCAUGCAGGGCGCAGGCACCGAGCACCCUAUGGCAGCCAGAACCUGCAGGGUUGGGGAGGGGGCACCCCAGGAGUGCGUUGGGGGGGUGGUGUCAAGGUGGGUGAUGGAGCCCCCUUCUCACCCGUGGGACACUGUGGGGUGCCUGGAGCAAGGGGACGUCCCUGCUGUCUGCAGGCAAGACCUGGCUGCCCCAGGUGUCCCUUCAGGAUGGCAGCCUGUGGCUCCAGCCCCAUGCAGGUGGCAGAGGGUCUCCCUGCUCAUCAAAAGCUCUUGGAGUUACAAUGACGAGGGUCUGAGCAAAAUUCAGGCUAAAAGCUGAUGGCAUGGCUCUGCACCAUGGAUAAUGCUGUGGCACUGCUGGGCUAAUCUCAAUGCUCCCGUGCUGGCCUUGCCACGAUCUUACUGCCCCACCGAGCAUCCUCGGCUCAGCCGGUAGCUGGCCCCAGCCUGGCUGGCUGCGCCUCACAGAGCCACUUCCCAGCUUUCUCCCAUUUCAGGCCUGUCCAUGCUUUCUUUGAGCCUCUCCUUAGCCCUUUUAACACUUUCUAUAACACCAUAAAAAGCAUUAACUGAACAAAACCCUGUCGAUCUCCUGCUUGUCUAUCCAGCCCCACCCCAGGUCUCUGGCCGUGGCAGGCUCAGGAGCACGUUUUGAGUCACCCUCAUAGGGGCAGUGGGAGGAAGGACGGGGUUGGGCUUGUCCUCCCUCUGCCCACAGCCACUGCGGCAUCGCUGUGCCCUGAGCCGUUGACCAAGUGCAGCUGAUGUGAGCUGCAGAGUUGUGCAGCCGCUAUUCCUAGGAAACGGCCUGCACCCAGCAAAGAUGCUCUGGUAACCCACAGGACCAGCGUGGCCUCCCACCAUUGCCGUGGGCCCCCAUGCCAUCCAGCUGCUGGGACCUGGCCACCCCAUCCCCUGGUGCUGGGAGCUGGGGGGGUCACGGAACCUGCACAAAGCCUGGGGUGGGUGCAAAAAGGGAAAAGCAGACGCUGCGCUGCUGGCAGGGGUGCCCGAGGACAUCCUCUGCUUCUCCCGCUCCUUUGAGGACCUCACCUGCUUCUGGGAUGAGGAGGAGGAUGUGGCAAGUGAGACAUGCCACUUCUACUACUGGUACAGCAGAGACAUGCCCACGGCAUGCACGGUCUCCACGUGGCACUGCGGGGCCGGCAGGAUGCGGCACGUCUGCGUCUUCCCCAGCCAGGACGUGCGGCUCUUCAUCCGGCUCCACCUCCGCGUCCUGGAUGCCACCACCAACCAGACCAAGUACCAGCGGGACCUCAGUGUGGAUGCGGUCUCAUCGCCCCCCCAGUGAACAUCACAGCCCACUGGGCCGGGGCUGCAGGGCAGCUCUGUGUGUCAUGGCAGCCACCACUCGCCGACUACGUGAACUUCUUCCUCUACGAGGUGCGGUGCUGCCCUGCCAGCUCCCCAGAGACACCCUGCAGCACCGUGUUGGACCCUGCUGGGCAGCACCCUGGGGACCCCUCCAUCCGGCCAGCCAGCAGCCCCCACACAUCCACGGCUGGGGCAGCCGCAGCUUCCCCAGGAACAGGGCAGGGGCUGGUCCAGUCCACCACGUGGGUGGUCCUGCGGGACCUGCGGCCGGGGAUGAGGUACCACAUCCAGGUGCGCAGCAAGCCCGACGGCACCUCCAUGGAUGGCGUCUGGGGGCCCUGGUCACAGGCAGUGGCUGCGGAGACACCCCACUCCUCCGGGAAGAUGCAUGGCAGCAGUGCGAGGAGGAGAACGUGGGGGUGCAGGGCACCUACGCUUGCACCUUCCAGCCCAGGGCUGGCAGCGCUAUCUCUGUCCUGGUGAAUGUCACCCGGCCCCACAUGCCACCCACGCUCAGCUACUUCAAGGAGCCCUUCUGGCUGCACCAGGCUGUGCUCACAGACGCCCCACAGGUCGUGCAGGCGACAGUGCUGCAGGGCCGGCUGAGCCUGCAGUGGCUGCCGCCCCUGGAGGCACUUGCGGAGCAGCUGGACUACCAGGUCCGCUACGCUGUGGAGAACAGCCAUGACUGGAAGGUCCUGCAGGUCCCACGGGCAGCCCGGAAAGAAGUCCUGGACCUACGGACAGGCGUCCGCUACCGUGCCCAGGUGCGGGCCCAGCCCAGCGGGCCAUGGUACCAGGGCAGCUGGAGCGCCUGGUCCAAACCUGUCAUGGUUGACGCCAUGGCCGACGCGGGCUGGAUCAUCCCGAGUGUUACGGUGGUGCCGCUGCUCUUCACAGGAGUGCUCCUGGGGCUGCGGUGCACCUUCCCCUCCCUCUACAGCAACGUGAAGCAGAAGCUCUGGCCCCCCGUCCCCGACCUGCACCGCGCCCUGGGCAGCUUCCUCCACGACAGCAGCAAGCACGGCCAGGCCAACGCCUUCUACAAGCAGCCGCCGGAGGAGGCCGUCCUGCCCUGCCUGCUGGAGGUGCUGCCCGGCCCCCGGGGGGAGGCGGGCGCGCCGCCCCCGCCGCCGGAGCACGCUGCCGGCCGGCUGCCCAGCACCGACAUCGCCAACCAGUCCUACCUACUCAUGAGCGGCUGGGAGCCGCGCGGGCCGCCCUGAGCCGCGGCCGCGCCCCCGCCCAGCAUAAACGACACGCGCAAUCA